CACUUUCAACGCCAUCCCCAAAUGCUCCGCAUGCAACAACGACAGAAUUCACUCACUGUAAUACUCGUAUAUCUCUCGUUCUUCCUCAAUCUCGUCCUCGCAGCCUACCACGAACAAGAACCUCUCCUCCAACACAACACCUUCCCUUCAAACAACGAAUCCGAUUCCACCACCACAAUGUCCAAAUCCCUCAACGUCUUCAAACAACCCCUCGCCCUCCACUCCACCUCCCCCAUGACAGGCUUCCUCCGCAACGGCUACUGCGAAGUCCCCGGCGCAGAUUUUGGCAACCAUGCCGUUGCAGCUGAAGUCACAGACGAAUUUCUCGACUUCACCGCCCGCCAAGGCAACGACCUCCGCUCCAUCGGCGGCAUGAAAGCCGGCUGCAAAUGGUGUCUCUGCGCCUCACGCUGGCUCGAAGCCUUCGAAGCCCGAACACGCGAACCCGCAGGCGAUAAAAUCGUGCCGAAGAUCUAUUUAAAGGCGACAAAUGAGAAGGCGUUGAACAAAAUAAAACUGGAGGAUUUGAAGGCUUUUGCUGUGGAUAAAGACUGAGAGAUGGGAGUGUGGAUUGAUGUGUGAAAGAGGAGAAUUAUGAUCUCAUGAUGAUAUCUGAUGAGUUUAUGGUCUGACUUUGUAUGAUUGAUGGGAUGGGAUCGGACACAAUACGGAAUAGGACAAUUUACUGAUGGGAAGAGUGUCAUGAAUUGCGAUCCCUAGCUGGGACAGAGCUGGGAUGUUCAACUAUGUAGUGAUAACGAUAUCUAUGAAACGACAAAAGCAGUCGUCUGCCAACACAAAUACUCGCUUCCAACGAUUCCCGUUCACCGCUGGUAGAGAGCUUCUGUGCUCACAAUCACAAGGAAACCGCUCUGGAUACCGCUCCGGCGGCAAACAGAGAAAGUGGCCGCAAGCCGAGGAAGAGUGCCAUCGUCCUGUACGGGCUCACCAUGUCAGCAACAAAUCAUUGUCCACAUCAGACAAAUCUAUCUGCAUCUGAG
Molecule: messenger RNA, 1001 nt
Organism: Cercospora beticola
Lineage: Eukaryota; Fungi; Ascomycota; Dothideomycetes; Mycosphaerellales; Mycosphaerellaceae
Product: DUF2237 domain-containing protein
Source: RefSeq, a predicted model, not a curated record